This is a messenger RNA of Oncorhynchus gorbuscha (pink salmon), 1965 nucleotides long. RefSeq names its product adenylyltransferase and sulfurtransferase MOCS3-like. Bases 109 to 1485 code for a protein of 458 amino acids. Lineage: Eukaryota; Metazoa; Chordata; Actinopteri; Salmoniformes; Salmonidae. Gene Ontology annotation, molecular function: URM1 activating enzyme activity; adenylyltransferase activity; thiosulfate-cyanide sulfurtransferase activity. Gene Ontology annotation, biological process: tRNA wobble position uridine thiolation; protein urmylation. The transcript is spliced from 13 exons. The record is from RefSeq and is a predicted model, not a curated record. Gene Ontology annotation, cellular component: cytoplasm; cytosol.
CCAGGAAGUACCGAGUGCUACAAAUCACCACAAACAUCACUGAAACUGUAACAGUCAGCAACGUUGUGACAGUUUCCUGUCGCACGUGUUUUCUAUCGUAUUGUAACAAUGGCGGAAGAGGUUUCCUGCUUGAAGGCACGGCUUAUAGAGAAAGAAAAAGAGAUAGUUGCGUUGAAGAAUAAACUGGCAUUAGAAAAGAACAGUUUGAUAGAUCUACAGCUGCAGGAGAAAGUGACAACACUUCCACCUCUGAAACUCAAGGCAGCCCUGUCCAAUGAAGACAUCAUGCGCUACAGCAGACAGCUUAUACUGCCAGAGUUUGGUGUACAAGGCCAGCUAAACCUCUCCCAGACAUCAGUGCUGGUUGUGGGGUGUGGAGGACUAGGGUGUCCCCUGGCACAGUAUCUAGCUGCAGCAGGAAUCGGGCGUGUGGGUCUUCUGGACUAUGACGAGGUGGAACUGAGUAACCUGCACAGACAGGUGCUCCAUGGAGAAGACAGCCAGGGACAGGCCAAGGCCCAGUCUGCUGCCCAUGCUGUCAGAAGGUUGAACUCCACAGUAGAAUGCAUUCCCUACCACCUCCAGCUGUCUCCAGAAAAUGCUUUACAGCUCAUCCAACAGUACGACAUUGUGGCUGACUGUUCGGACAACGUUCCCACCCGGUAUCUGGUGAAUGAUGCCUGUGUCCUCAGUGGCAAGCCCCUAGUAUCUGCCAGUGCCCUGAGAAUGGAGGGCCAGUUGACAGUGUAUAACUACCGUGGAGGCCCCUGCUACAGGUGCCUGUACCCAAAGCCUCCACCCUCAGAGAUGGUGACCAACUGCUCUGACGGAGGGAUCUUAGGAGUAGUGCCAGGGAUCAUGGGAUGCUUCCAAGCAUUGGAGGUCCUGAAGAUAGCCUCAGGACAGGGCUCUUCCUGUGGCCAACAGCUGUUGAUGUUUGACGCCCAAGAUGCCAAGUUCCGGUCCAUCAGGCUGCGGUCCAAGCAGGCCAGCUGUGCUGUGUGUGGAGAGAACCCCACUGUCACACACCUUGUAGAUUAUGAGAAGUUCUGUGGGUCUGCUGCCACAGAUAAGUGUCGAAGACUAAACCUUCUCUCCAAAGACCAGAGGGUAACAGUGCAGGAGUAUAAAUCUAUAGUGGACAACACAGCUGCUCAUCUCCUGCUGGAUGUUCGCCCUCUAGUGGAGGUAGAUAUAUGUCACCUACCCACCUCCCUCAACAUUCCUCUAUCCAGUUUAGAGAACAGAAAAAGUGAACAUAUCCGAGUGCUGAAGGAGAGAAUUGGCAGAGUGAAAGAGGAGAUGUUGAAUGAAUCCCAGGUCCCAGUAUAUGUGAUCUGUAAGCUGGGUAAUGACUCCCAGAAGGCAGUUCAGGUCUUGGAGAAGAUGUCAGGCUCUGAAGUGGACUUUGUCACUGUUAAAGACAUCUGUGGAGGGCUGAUGGCCUGGGCACAGAAGAUAGACCCCUCUUUCCCACAGUAUUGACUCAAUGUCACAGGUUCUGCACUGUGGAUUCAUGACUUUGUUAAUAAACAUGUUCAUAAUUGUCAUCAUAGCGACCAUUUUUCUACCUUGUUUUAUGUAUGCUGGUUGCAUUGGACAUGGCAAAUAUGACUGACAGAUUAAAUUGCAGUUACAUCUUAAAGGUGAAAAGUGAAAGAAAUAGAAAUAUAUAUAACCUUGUUCCAGAUUGUAGACUUUUUAUAACCCCAAUUCAUGGUGAAGGGGAAGCAGGGUAAUAUGUGUGUGUGUGUGUGUUAAUUCAUUAUGAAUUUUUAGCUAUUCGGGAACAUAGAUAAAAGUUAACGAAUGUGUUAUUUUUGAGUUAUUACACAUCUAUACAUUCAUAAUGUGUUGCAGUUUUGAUAUGACACAAUGAGUAGCUGAUGCAUGUCACCAUCCUCUCCAAAACAAUAUUAGAAGCAACACUGCGACAGUGUAAAGAAUAAAGAAUGAUGACAUGUU